CGGCGUCGGUUGCGCGGAGCUCUCCCCUGCGCCCGUCCGCACGCAACUAACGCGCAUACUCUCAUCGCGAUCACACACAUACAUACACACACACACACACACAGUUUCAUAAAUACAUCGGGAGUACGCGCACGACGUCCACGGCACGGAGCAAGCGGGAGCGAGCGUCAUUCAGAGCUCGACCAGCGCUCCGUGCAGACUCGGCGGCUCCGUCCGAAGCUUUCUCUUUCCUUCGUCCUCGUGCUGGCACGUGAGAAACCGCGCUCUCGCAGGUCUUCCUCCAUCGAGAUCGGUCUUUCUCCCCGAGAACGGGAGUGCGCGCGCGCGCGACAGUCGGAGCCGCAAUCAGCGCGCGGGUGGUGCGACGACGGUGGUGCGAUCCGAGAGGAACGUCCGCGAAGGCGAGGAAAGCGUCCGCGAAGUGCGAUGGCCGGCGUCUGAGAUCGAUCCCACAGUGCGACGCGCCUGCGAAUUUACCCCUUCGCACACACCUGGCCCCCGGUUGACCCGCAGCAGCAGCAGCAGCAGCGGCAGCAGCGGCAGCAGCAACGACGACGGCAGCCUGCGACGCAUCUGCGAGCACGGGAAAAAUGUCCAAGUCGGGGAGCAUCAAGGAUGGCGAGAAAGGGCCGUACGAUCCGGUCUCCACCAACGAGAAGGGCAACGACGAGAUCAAGCUCGAGGCGAAGAUGUCGCUUCUCAACGGCGUCACCGUCAUCGUCGGCUCCAUCAUCGGCUCCGGUAUCUUCGUCAGCCCCACGGGUGUCCUUAAGUACACCGGAAGCGUGAACGCGAGUCUCCUCGUGUGGACCGCGUCCGGCAUCUAUUCCAUGGUAGGAGCCUACUGUUACGCCGAGCUCGGAUGCAUGAUACGCAAGUCGGGCGCGGACUACGCGUAUAUCAUGGAGACCUUUGGGCCCUUCCUGGCCUUCGUACGAUUGUGGGUCGAGUGUAUGAUAGUGCGGCCUUGCAGCCAGGCAAUCGUGGCCCUGACUUUCAGCGUCUACGUUCUCAAGCCGCUCUUCCCGGACUGCGUGCCGCCCGAUGACUCCGUCAAAAUGCUCGCCGCCUGUUGCAUAUGUGUCCUCGCCUUUAUAAACUGCUGGGACGUCUCGUGGGCGACGAAGGUGCAGGAUAUUUUCACGUACGCCAAGCUCCUCGCGCUCUUCAUCAUAAUCUUCACCGGAGCGUAUCAACUCUGCACCGGACACACGCAGUAUUUCACGUUCGAGAACACCAACACGGAAGUCACGUCCAUAGCUCUGAGCUUUUACUCGGGGUUGUUCGCUUAUAACGGCUGGAACUACUUGAACUUUAUAAUCGAGGAGCUGAAGGAUCCCGUUAGGAAUCUGCCGAGAGGAAUCGCCAUCUCGUGCAGUCUCGUCACGGUCGUCUACGUUUUCACGAACAUGGCCUUCUACACGACGCUCAGCCCCGUCGAAGUGCUCGGCAGCGAAGCUGUGGCAGUGACCUUCGCCAAUAGACUAUUCGGCGUGAUGGCGUGGACGAUACCGGUUUUCGUGGCGCUGUCCACGUUCGGCGCGGUCAACGGCAUCUUGCUCACGUCCUCACGGCUCUUCUAUGCGGGCGCCUGCGAGGGCCAGAUGCCGGAGAUCUUGACUAUGAUCCAAAUCUCCAGGCUCACACCCACGCCCGCCGUACUGUGCAUGGCCCUACUGUCCAUGUUGUAUCUGUGCUCUUCCGACAUCUCUGCGCUCAUCAAUUACGUCGGCUUCGCCACCUGGCUGAGCAUAGGCGUAUCCGUGCUGUGCCUUCCUUGGCUCAGAUGGAGUCAGCCGGACCUGCCGAGGCCGAUCAAGGUGAAUCUUAUCUUCCCGGUCUUCUACAUCCUAGCCACCCUGUUCGUCACCGUGGUGCCGAUGUACGCCAGCCCGAUUGAGACAGGAUACGGCUGUCUGAUGAUACUCUCGUCUGUACCUGUCUACUUUGCUUUCAUCGCGUGGAAAAACAAGCCCAAGUUCUUCCAGAAGGGAGUCGGCGCCGUCACCCAAACUUUGCAGAAGCUGAUGGUAGUCGUGAAGCCGACGACAAAGUAAGCACGACGAAGCUACUGCAGAAGAUAAUGCUGGUCGUCGGCAAGUCGAAACCCGCUCAGGUGUAAUCAGUCAGGACGAAGUCCAGCUCGCGAGAUCGAGACGACGAGGACGGAAGUCGAGGUGGAAGCUCGUCGACCUUCCCAGCCGGAAGAGCCGACGCUUCUGUCUUGCCGAGAAACAGGUCGGGAGCCUCCGAGGAGAUGGGGGGGAACCAGCUGAGACUCCGGCUCGACGGGUGCCUCCCGACUGCGCGAAAGAAUAAGGCAGGGGCGUCCUAAGACAACAGGCAGCCAUAUUGUGUCAGGACGCCGGUUGGGCUUGGCGGACCUCUGAAGUGGCUCGUCUUCCGAGAUCUCGCGCCCGGACUCACAGCGCCAGGACCUGCCUGCCCGAUCACGAAGUCUCGAAACAAGGCUGCUGCCUUUCGUCGAGCGAAGGGAUAUACGCGAUGUGUCACGACUGCACGCUUCUACGUUAAUUACAUACAAUGAUCCAUUGAUUUCGCCUCGUCCUUCGCGCGAGGGACGGGGCUCUCGUCGUCCGUGCGGAAUGGGUUUCUGCGCUACGAGGGGGUAUAAGUUAAGCAUAAUCAAUAUCGAUUAGUCGUUAAUUUGAGAGAGUCGGCGCUAUCAGUGGUAGAUCGAGGUGCGCUCCGUGCGCGCCGCGAGCGUCAUGUGGGUGUCUUAACGUGAAAAACCGGAGCCACUCGGAGCGCGCUCCUCAGCCUUACACUCGCGGGGACGAAGAUCCCGCUAGAUGAGUCGGAGAGAGAACUGGGGAAUCUCGACAAACAUAUGAGUGAUUACACAUGACGAUAGCCUAAACUGUCGUAACGAUAAGGCGACAACCGUUGUUACUUGGAUUAGAUAACGUAGCUCUACGUGCGCGAUAGCGGCCUGAUGAUUAGUUCUCCAGGCUGAUAGUUACAACAUAUCAGUUACAACAUAAUGGUUACAAACAAAAUUCUUUGUACGACACGCAGCGCCGCGAUGGUGCAACAACAUCGAGCGUUGUUAAAUCGGUGAACGCAAGCUGCGGAUACUGCGAAAUCGCCUUCUCCAGGUUGUGAACGCAUUUAGCGAUGAGGUCGCGCAUGACGCUCGCUGACGACUCGCGGAGCGCGCCUUGAUCACUCGCUCGAGCAGGAGGAAGUGAUCAAGCUCGAUCACUUGCGCUUCUAGGCGAAACGAAAUCAUUGUCGAGCACCUGAACAAAGCAACGAGCAGACAUUUCCCCGGAUGCUCGUCAGGAAUGGAUACUGAUAGCGCUGUAUCUACCGUUAUAUCUAUCGAGUGUGUCGUAAGAAACGUUACUUCAGAUUAAUCGUAUCACGCUCGCGUAUUUUCUCGACGCGAAGCUCGCCGAGAUCAGUCGCGACGCGCUAUCUGCGCGCUCGCGACGCAGCUUUCAUUUCGAUCGCCGGGGAUUAGUCUUAUUUAUUGCCCGCGCGGCGAUCAGGAGUGGAAGGGAGGGCGGCGAGUAUCGCUCGCGCGUUCCGUCGCGUUUGUACGAAAACUGAAAAAUCGAAAAAAAAAGAAGCAAACAGGAGCGAGUAGCAGCGCGCGCGCGCGCGGAUGUUGAGCGCGCGAGCCGCUCGUUCGACGAACGGGAGGGAGGGGGGUGUGAUGCGCGCACGAGUGCAGAUCUCAUCUCGCGGUCUUGUGUCUUUCUCUCCGUGCGAUCGCAAAGCUCGUCGAAGUUCGGCGGGAAGAAGAGUGUCGCGAACGAUCGCUAAGGCAGAUCGCGGAGACUCGGCGAGAAGCGCGCGCAACCGGCGGCAGCAGUCACGUGUGGACUUUCUCGUUGUUGUUACUUCGAUUAAAUAAUAAGCUUCGCUCGGGCGCAGAGUUAGUUUAGCCGUUAGUUUAGCCACUGCGUUCGCAUCCCCAUCGACUAGCAGCGGCGCGCGCGAGCCGCGUGUUCUCGUUGUGACGCUCCUCGUUACCUCGUUACUUCCGGCGUCUCUCCCCGCCGAGGAGAGACGGCUUUCUCUCUCUCGGUCCGACGCGGGAAUCCCGAACGUCGUCCGUACACACACACACACACACA
Molecule: messenger RNA, 4106 nt
Organism: Harpegnathos saltator (Jerdon's jumping ant)
Lineage: Eukaryota; Metazoa; Arthropoda; Insecta; Hymenoptera; Formicidae
Product: Y+L amino acid transporter 2
Exons: 12
Coding region: 591-2057 (488 amino acids)
Biological process (GO): amino acid transmembrane transport
Cellular component (GO): membrane
Molecular function (GO): L-amino acid transmembrane transporter activity
Source: RefSeq, a predicted model, not a curated record